Camellia sinensis is the source of this 1598-nucleotide messenger RNA. NCBI's taxonomy places the organism in Eukaryota, Viridiplantae, Streptophyta, Magnoliopsida, Ericales, Theaceae. The record is from RefSeq and is a predicted model, not a curated record.
AUCAUUUCUCAUUUAAACCUAUAUAUCUCUCUCAUAUGAGAUCACGCCUCUCGCCUCGUGUCUCCCCUUCCUUCCUCGCUGAGUUGCUACCGGCUCACACCGCUUCUCGCCUCGCCGUUGUACAAAUGUUGUGACAGUUGUGGUGAUGGUGACUAUGCAAAGUCUCAAUUAAGAAAACUUACUCUAAUUCCUUUACAUCUGUGGGGGCCGAUAUAUUUCCCAGAAACGUAGAAAUGAGAGUUACCUUUAAAACAUGAAGAAAUAAUAGAAGUUCAAAAGUAAAGUUUUGUCUUCCUGAUGAAGCCGUCAAUCUGAAACCCAGCACCAAAGCAGUGACACAGGUUACACAUCCGAGCAAGUAAGUUCUGGGUAAAAUUGCCACUUCAAAGUCUUUCCAAUUGAUAGAGACUUUUAAUUUUCCCGCACUUCAUGGUAUGCAAACUAGUACCAUGCAGCAACAUUCUGGUGAGGAACACCCUCCUGGAUUUCCUUCAAAGCAAUCUGCAAGAGGAAGUGUGAAAAUUGCUGAAGGAGCUGGAGAUAGACCUGCUAAGCCAGUUGCACUCACUGCCCAUGCUGAACUGGGUUCAUGCUGGUCUGCAAUGAAAAAUAAAGAAACAAGAGGGGAAGAAGUUGGUUUAACUCAUAUGAGGGAAUCAAUUCAAGAAUGUCAAGCGGAUGCUGCAAUUCCUGCUAAAAAGGUUGAAGAAAGCUUGACUGAAAACUCAGCCUUUCAUUCAGUGACUGCAGCAUCACUAUAUGUGAAGACUCCACCUAUCAGCAGUUCAGGUAUUUACUUCCGUAGUGGUCUCAGUUCCAGUUGUGCUAAGAUUGAAGAAAGGAAUCUGCCAAAGAUUUCUCGUAACUCUCAUAGGAAUCCUUUAAGUGGUCCUGCCUUGAAAGUUAUAUGGAAGGGCAACUUUGAGGUCCUUGAUUUUCCACGUGAUGAUAGAAUUUGUGAAGGAUUUCUGGCUCAUCCCUCAGUGAAGAUGUCUAGCAAGGCCUAUGAGUUUGCAAGACAGAUUGUUGGAGUUUUGCAGUUCAGGGUACAUGCUUAUCGUGCUUUUUGGCCAGAGAUCUUUCAGUCAGAUUGUCCUGAUGCGAACGAUAUUGCUCUCUAUUUUUAUCCUGGAAAGAUCGAGAGGUCAAGAAAGCAGUAUGCUUUCCUGUUAAAAUUUAUCGAGAAGCAUGAUUUAAUGUUGAGGAGUUGUAUGGGUCGCAUGGAGUUACUGGUCUUUCCAUCGAAAUUAUUGCAUGUGGAUUGCCAGAAAUUAGGUGGAAGUUACUUUAUGUGGGGGGUUUUUCGCCCUUUGAAGGGCAAGAAGACUAUGCCGAAGACAGACUUCUCAAGGGAUAGAGUAGUGCAAGAUGAAGAGCAGAAAGAUAUACAAUAGAGUAGUAAGUAGUCUACAUUAAUUGUACUUUCAAAUGAUCUGUAUUUCUUUUGAGAAAGUAACAAAUCAUGUGAAAGGAGAGGGGCAGAGAGGAAACACUUGAACUGAGAAGGGCCUUGAAAGUAAGAGCUACCUAUAUAGCAUUAUAUGUGAAUCUGUUUUGACAUUUAUAGUUGAAUGACAAAAUAUAUAAUGUUUGAUGAA